Messenger RNA from Ceraceosorus bombacis, 1023 nucleotides. The record is from the annotation of a GenBank genome assembly. NCBI's taxonomy places the organism in Eukaryota, Fungi, Basidiomycota, Exobasidiomycetes, Ceraceosorales, Ceraceosoraceae.
AAUGUGUUUCAGCUGAAACCCAUGCGAUGAGGCCCACACGACGGCUGAAUACUGCAGGCGCGAGAUCAGUGGCACGCAUGCACACGGACCGUCGCCCGCCGCAUCAUCACCAAACGGCAAAUUCAGCACUCGUUGAUUGCUAUCCUGUCCGUAUACCGAACAGGUGAGACGCAAAGCGCAGAACAGAUUUCACUCACAACUGCAUGCGCCUCGCUUCAGCAUCGACUCGAAGGCCAGAUCUGCUCCUCGAUCAGAAGGAUGCAUGCAGCACCUACAGGCGCCUGCUGCCAUGCACUCGAUUCUUGGAGACCUGCAGUCACAGUGUGCGCAACAAAUGAUGGGCAGAGACAUUCACAAUCCGAACGGCAAAACAAACGGAGCUCAUGCGGGUGCUCGAGGCGCAGCAAUCGUGAACAUGACUCCUACAUUUCGGCGCGAGGGCAGCAUCAAGCACGCGUACGCAUGAAGGUGUGUCAAGAGGUUCGAAUCAGAAUGGCAAGUUUUGAGUUUUGAGUGGACAGCGCACGCGCGCUGGGUACUUGGCUGCCACGCGACGCUGCUCCAUCGUCUCCCCUUGCGGCGCUGCAUGGCAUGGUCAACGCAUCGCGCAGCACAGCGUCAACAACACGCACGCUGCGACUGAUCUCAGGGCUACGCUUUCUCCUUGUGAGCUUUUGACCAUCCGUCACAAUCACCAUUCACUCGAUCGCCUCAUCCACCUCAAUCACCCCUCUACCGCUGGACUCUACGGCGGCCGGCGUCGAGUGCUGUCUCUUGGACGUCUCGACAAGCGCUGCUUGCGCUUGCCGGCUUCGACGUCGCUCACGACACCCACAAGAAGGCUCGCCACAGGAGCGACAUCGACGACUGCAUGUGCGAACCGGUAUGAGCUUGACCAUCUGUUCUCCGUAGCCCGCCCGCGCGCACUACUUCGGCCAAGGCAGUCCGCAAGCGAGACAAGACGAUGAUGGAUGAAGGCUUUCAUUGCAACAUUCUGCGCUGUCGCAGGCGUCUUGAUGUGGA